This is a messenger RNA of Aspergillus alliaceus, 501 nucleotides long. RefSeq names its product fibronectin type III-like domain-containing protein. Bases 1 to 501 code for a protein of 166 amino acids. Gene Ontology annotation, molecular function: beta-glucosidase activity. Gene Ontology annotation, biological process: glucan catabolic process. NCBI's taxonomy places the organism in Eukaryota, Fungi, Ascomycota, Eurotiomycetes, Eurotiales, Aspergillaceae. The transcript has 2 exons. The record is from RefSeq and is a predicted model, not a curated record.
AUGCCGGACCCGAACCUCACCGAGGGCUCCUAUAUCGACUAUCGCCGUUUUGACGCUCUCAAUAUCGAGCCACGCUUUGAAUUUGGGUUUGGCCUUACUUAUACAACCUCCAAUUAUUCGGAUCUCGGGAUAAGCCAUACCGAUGCUGACUGUUCCUAUUAUCCGCCGCCCGGCGAGAUCAUGGAGGGUGGUCUCGAAUCCCUCUGGGAUGUCGUUGCCGUCGUGACCGCGAGAGUCUCAAAUGCUGGAGAAGUUACAGCUUCGGAAGUUCCCCAGCUCCAUAUGGGCAUACCAGGUGCGCCGGCUGAGCAGCUACGCGGCUUUACGAAGAUCCCCUUGGAGCCUGAUGAGACCAAGUCUGUUCAUUUCCCGCUGACCAGACAUGAUCUCAGUCGGUGGGAUACCGAAUUACAGAGCUGUUAUCUACAGAGGGGAGAGUACAAGGUGUACGUUGGCUCUAGCAGCCGCGAUAUCAGACUGACCGGCACCUUGGCCUUCUAA